Messenger RNA from Pisolithus orientalis, 1247 nucleotides. Its product is annotated as WD40-repeat-containing domain protein. The transcript is spliced from 8 exons. The coding region runs from base 74 to 1051 and encodes 325 amino acids. NCBI's taxonomy places the organism in Eukaryota, Fungi, Basidiomycota, Agaricomycetes, Boletales, Pisolithaceae. Gene Ontology annotation, molecular function: protein binding. Gene Ontology annotation, cellular component: Cdc73/Paf1 complex. The record is from RefSeq and is a predicted model, not a curated record.
GCCUCGCCCUGUCCCCUGUCCAGGCCUGCUUCUCUGAUUGUCCAACUCUUCCGCUAAUACAAGACAAGAAAACAUGAGUCUCGCAUUUGUCAACGCGCUAGAGUGUAAAGAACCCCACGCCGACGAAAUAUGGAGCAUUGCAUGGACAUCCAACGAUACCAUAGUGUCUGGGUCCGCAGACGGAACUGUCAAGCAGUGGGACUCUACGUCAGGUCAAGUAUCACUAUCUCGUCCACCGCAUAACCUCGCAGUCGUGUCGCUGUCGGUAUCCCCGGACGCGCGGUUCGUCCUGUAUAACAGUCUCGAAGGGACGACGUGUCUGUGGGAUAUCCAAGCAGAUAAAAUCGUGGGGAAACACGAGAGUUAUGACCGCUCGGUGGUCGAUGGUGCGGAGCCGUCAUGGUCGGUAUCCCUCAACCCGAAGGGUGGCACAUACGCUGCCAGUAGCGGAUCAGGAAACGUGACUGUUUUCUCUGCGAACCCCGAUUCAUUUGGCAUCAAACAAGGCACCCUCAUCAGUGGUAAAUCCAAGUACGGUAUGGUAUGCAAAUAUAGCCCGGAUGGUCGCCGAAUAGGACUCUCGCUCGAAAAUGGCCAGCUCUUCAUAUUUGAUGUCGACUCUCAAUCACUUACAGCUACGUAUUCCUCGCACGCAAUGACAGUUCGCGACUUCGCAUGGUCAUACGAUAGCAGUUUACUUCUCACGGCGUCUGACGACAAGCGCCUCACGCUGCAUGACGUCCGAUUGACGCCAUCUGGAAAACCAGGAUCUGGGGCUGUAGCUACGCUGGUUGGGCAUUCAUCGUGGGUGCUCAGUGCGGAUAUAUCGCCAGAUAGUCGCCUUGCUGUAUCUGGUUCUGCGGAUAAGUCUAUCAAAGUAUGGGAUCUCUCUGCCCGGUGCGCAGUGUCGACCACCCACGAGUCCGGUGAGAUUUGGAGCGUGUCGUGGCGCCCGAAACCAGCUGCGCCGGGGUCAGCAGGCGCGUUUGUGAGUGGUGGGCAGGACGGGUGUGUGAGGUGGUGGAGGAGCGCUGGGGUUUCGGGGCUGUGAAGUAUGUACUUUUUCUUCUGGAGGUGUUGCUGAUCGAUCAUGCCCACAUGGGGGAUUUUACAUAGACAUAGACAACCUGCUCGGCGAUUGAUGUGAAUCAGGCAGGCACCUCCAAACAAGAUUCCAAUCAGAGAUGAGGAACGCCAAUAGCAAUCAGAAACAUACUUGAGCAGCAGAAGUUAAGAUUUCCAGCGCA